Erigeron canadensis is the source of this 1230-nucleotide messenger RNA. RefSeq lists its product as uncharacterized. The record is from RefSeq and is a predicted model, not a curated record. The coding region runs from base 1 to 1230 and encodes 409 amino acids. The transcript is spliced from 4 exons. Lineage: Eukaryota; Viridiplantae; Streptophyta; Magnoliopsida; Asterales; Asteraceae.
AUGGAUUCCGAUGAUUCAUCUGGAUCUUCUAACGGUCACGACGACUACGCAGAUCGUUUCCAGGCUAUACUACAACGAGCUGCCCAAGUAGUUCAAAGGCGUCUUGCUGACCAACCUGACGCAGUCAUUCACCGAAGGGUUCCAGUUGACCGUAAUCGUAUUGAAGCACAUGCGCGUUUGAUGCAUGACUACUUCAAUGAUCAACCGCGAUACAACUCGAGACUUUUCAGAAAAAGGUUUCGUAUGACAAAACCUUUAUUUAUGCGGAUAGUCGGUGAUUUGGAGGCUAGGUACCCAUAUUUUCAGACGAGAUAUGACCGGGCUGGGAGAAAAGGGUUCGCCGGGGUACAGAAGUGUACAUCUACAAUUCGCCAAUUGGCAUACGGCGUGAAUAGUGAUUUCCUUGACGAGUAUUUGCAGAUGUCUGAGCGAACUUCAAGGGAAGCGUGUCUAAAAUUUUGUAUCGGUAUACGGGAAAUUUAUGGGCCAACAUACCUACGGAGACCAACUUCGACCGAUCUGCAUCGUAUGUACUAUGUCCAUGAACAACUUCUUGGUUUUCUCGGUAUGAUUGGUAGUAUUGAUUGUAUGCAUUGGCCAUGGGAGUUGUGUCCGGCGGCUUGGCGAGGUACUUACACGAGCGGUCAUGUGGGUAGACCGUCAUUGAUAUUGCAGGCUGUAGCAUCCAACGAUCUAUGGAUUUGGAAUGCUUAUUUUGGACAGCAAGGUUCGCACAAUGAUAUCAAUGUGUUUGAAGCAUCGCCGAUUCUUGAGGAGAUUAUUAACGGCUUGGCACCUAGUGUUCCGUUUUCGGCAAACGGAAACCAUUACGAGAAGGGCUACUAUUUGGGCGACGGCAUCUAUCCUGAAUAUGCUACGUUUGUGAAGACGUUUUCCGACCCGUUUGAUGAAAAAAGAAGACUUUUUAAGAAAAAACAAGAGUCGGCACGAAAGGGUAUUGAGCGGGCUUUCGACGAAGGGAAAGCCGUGUGCCAAGACUACAACGCUCAAGAACCGAGCCUAAAUCCCGCAUAUUGGAGUCAACAAACUCCAAUGGAAGUUCGGAUCCAAAAUCUGUGUACCGUUAAAAACCGAGAAACCCACAACAUGCUAACGACAGAUUUGGUUGACCAUAUUUGGGCGAACACACCACAUGACUUCGAGCAUCCAGCCGAUCCCUUCGCCGAUCUUCGAGAUAAUGUUAGCACCGACGAUGACGACUCUGAUUAG